CAUUGCGCAGUGAGAAGCAGAGAGCAGCACAAACAGCCGUUUCUUCUGGAGCUGGGGCAGGCAGAGGAGACGGGCACAGACGCAGCUCUGCCUCAUGCUCCUUUGGGGAGGAGGUCUCCCUUAAACCGCAGGCCCUUCUCCCCCCCACCCCCAAGACGGGGCUCUUCGUAAAUGAAGCUUGAACUUAAAAUGCAGUCGAGCACAGAGGAGGAGAGCUGGCUGGAGGAUCAGUGGGAGAAAUGGCUCACCCAUGACAUCAGCCUUGAAGAGUUUGAGGAUGAAGAUCUCUCUGAAAUCACUGAUGAGUGUGGAAUCAGCCUGCACUGUAAGGACAGUUUGGCUUCACGGAGCCAUGUGAAUCUGCAGGCCAGUAGUGUUCUGGGAGUGGGCGGAGGGGAGGCGAGCCGGCUCCAGGCGGAGAUGCUUCAGCUAGACCUGAUUGAUGCAACUGGGGAGACCCCUGGCGAAGAAGGCACGGCGCCUGAGCUGAUUAAGAAGGAGCCCCCGCCAGUUACCAUGGAUACCUACAGACCCAAGCGGCCCACAACGCUCAAUCUCUUCCCACAGGUGCCUCGGACACAGGACACGCUGAAUAACAAUUCUCUGGGGAAAAAGCACAGUUGGCAGGAGCGAGUGUCCCGGUCGUCAUCCCCUCUGAAAACGGGUGAGCAGACCCCUCCCCAUGACCACGUUUGCCUGAGUGAUGAGGUCAAUCACCAAAACAGCACAACCUCCACCAAAGAUCGAGGCACGUCUACGGAGAGCCCGUGCCGGCGUACAGCGGCCACACAGGUUGCGACCGCCUGCGUUGCCUCCUCCCGGGCACUGGAGAAGCAGCAGGCUGCUAACCGUCCCCCACCCCAGAAUCCCACCAUUGUGGUCGUGACAAGGGGGCCAGAAGCUUACCGGGACCGCAUUCGCUACCAGACAGAUGUGAGGCUGGAGGCCACUGAGGAGAUUUACCUGACACCAGUCCAAAAGAAUUCUGACCCCCUGGAGUCUGAGAAGCCAUUUAUGUCACAGUCCAGUGACAACCGGAUGUCUAUCAGCUCUGACAUAGACACUUCCAGCUACCCACAACUGACAGGAAAACCCAACGCCUCCAUCAGUGAGGAGGAUGAGGUGCUGGACUACUUGUCCUCACCUGACAAAAUGAACGCACCCAGGACUGUAUAUGGCAGCAGCAAUGGUGGCUACCGGCCUUGCCACAGCCUCCAGAGGGCAUCGGUGAGCUCUGACACCAGCGCCCUCUCCUACGAUUCAGUCAAAUACACGCUUGUGGUAGAUGAGGAUGUGCAGCUGGAACUAGUUAGCCUGAAGCAGUGUUACUCAGGUUACAGCGACGAGAGUGAUUCGGCCACCGUCUACGACAACUGUGUCUCCUCACCCUAUGAAUCGGCCAUCGGGGAGGAAUAUGAGGAGGAUGCCUUGAAACGGGACUCUGUCUGUCUCUCUGAGGACUCCACACCUGAGGCAGACAUCCAUUUCUCCAAGAAGUUCCUCAACGUCUUCAUGAGUGGCCGGUCGCGCUCCUCCAGUGCUGAAUCCUUCGGGCUCUUCUCUUGUAUUAUCAAUGGGGAGGAGCAGGAGCAGACUCACCGAGCUGUCUUCAGGUUUGUGCCUCGUCAUGAAGAUGAACUAGAACUGGAGGUAGAUGACCCUCUGUUGGUGGAGGUUCAGGCAGAAGAUUAUUGGUAUGAGGCUUAUAAUAUGAGGACAGGCGAUCGGGGCAUCUUCCCUGCUUACUACGCUAUUGAGGUCACCAAGGAUCCUGAUCACAUGACAGAUUCAAGCAAGACCAGUGAUUGGGUGGAUCAGUUCCGGGUGAAGUUUCUUGGCUCAGUCCAGGUUCCAUAUCACAAAGGAAAUGAUGUGCUGUGUGCAGCUAUGCAGAAGAUUGCCACUACUCGGCGCCUCACCGUGCACUUUAACCCGCCCUCCAGCUGUGUCCUGGAGAUCAGCAUGAGAGGGGUCAAGAUUGCUGUGAAAAGUGAUGACUCCAAGGAUCCCAGCAAGGGGAAUAAAUGUAGCCACUUUUUCCAGUUGAAGAACAUUUCAUUUUGUGGAUAUCACCCAAAGAACAACAAGUAUUUUGGGUUCAUCACUAAGCACCCAGCUGACCACAGAUUUGCGUGCCACGUCUUUGUUUCGGAGGAAUCAACCAAGCCACUUGCAGAGUCUGUAGGGAGGGCCUUCCAUCAGUUCUACAAGGAAUGUGUGGAAUAUACGUGCCCCACAGAGGAUAUCUACCUAGAGUAGGGGAAUGCCCAGCUCCCCCUCCUCCUGUACAGACAAGGGCCAUCUCCCCCCCACCCCCCAUCGUGCAUGGACAAGCUGCUUCAAGACUGAAGGAGGAGUGGGCAGUGGAGGCAAUGGUUUCCCUCCGUGCACAGAGCCCCACCUCGUUCAGUG
Elgaria multicarinata webbii is the source of this 2412-nucleotide messenger RNA. It is a transcript of the gene MAPK8IP1, whose product is annotated as mitogen-activated protein kinase 8 interacting protein 1. Gene Ontology annotation, cellular component: cytoplasm. The record is from RefSeq and is a predicted model, not a curated record. Gene Ontology annotation, biological process: JNK cascade; regulation of JNK cascade. The transcript is spliced from 12 exons. Gene Ontology annotation, molecular function: JUN kinase binding; MAP kinase scaffold activity. Lineage: Eukaryota; Metazoa; Chordata; Lepidosauria; Squamata; Anguidae. Bases 172 to 2259 code for a protein of 695 amino acids.